AGGCCUUGUGUCAUCUGGUAGGACCCUGUUAGAAGGAUUUACAUGGCAAGACAUAUUACUGAAAAGUACAUAAAACCAGGAGCAUCAAUGGAAGUUAACAUAUCCCAUCGAAGUCGACAAGAAAUUUUGACCACAUCCAAUCUGGCUGAUCCACAUCUUUUUGGCAAUGCAUUAAAUGAGCUAAUACACUUGAUGAAAAUGAACUUGGGAAAAGAUUACUGGCCAUCAAUGUUCUUCAUGAAGUUCAAAGAAGAAACUAGUAUGAGAUCAAACGACUGCAAUUUAGAGCAGAUGACAGGAUGGAGUUACUCUCCCAGGUUAAGUGCAGUGCAUGGAGUUGAUGAUCCCUUCCAUCAAGAACACUUGUCAAAGGGCUCUAGUUGUAUAUGAUUAAAGUUAAAAGGAUGCUGAACCUUACAACAAAGAAGAAAAAGAAGAUGUUUUUAUGUAUAAAAACUGUGCAGAGAUGAUUAAUUAUUUGAUUAUACAGCUUAGGGCCACUUACUUAAACUGUAUUAAACUACUCAUUUUUGUCACAUAUUAUACGAAGCUAUAUAGUAGCACCUG
Messenger RNA from Cannabis sativa, 567 nucleotides. Its product is annotated as regulator of G-protein signaling 1-like. Bases 43 to 390 code for a protein of 115 amino acids. The transcript has 3 exons. The record is from RefSeq and is a predicted model, not a curated record. NCBI's taxonomy places the organism in Eukaryota, Viridiplantae, Streptophyta, Magnoliopsida, Rosales, Cannabaceae.